Molecule: messenger RNA, 3425 nt
Organism: Rhodotorula graminis WP1
Lineage: Eukaryota; Fungi; Basidiomycota; Microbotryomycetes; Sporidiobolales; Sporidiobolaceae
Exons: 16
Coding region: 1-3375 (1124 amino acids)
Biological process (GO): phosphatidylinositol dephosphorylation
Cellular component (GO): cytoplasm; membrane
Molecular function (GO): phosphatidylinositol-3,5-bisphosphate 5-phosphatase activity; phosphatidylinositol-4,5-bisphosphate 5-phosphatase activity
Source: RefSeq, a predicted model, not a curated record
AUGCAGGUGCCACUCCAGCUGUGGCUCAUCCGUGCCAGCACCGGCCGCUCCCUCGUCCUCACCUCGUCCGAGUGGGCCCUCGUCUUCCGCUCCCCGCCGGCGCCUUCAUCCGCCUCGACCCCGGCCUCGCACACCGACACCAGCGUCUCGGUCGUCGUCGAGCUCUUGCCCAGAGAGGACAUCGACCUCGAGGUCGCCACCCUCCUCCACAGCCGCGUCAACACCUUCAUCCCCAUCAUCACGCACGCCACCGCCCUCGGCGCGACGUACGACUGCCCCUUUGCCGGCCCCGGCACCGAGCCCGUCAACCGCAUCCUCGGCGUCGACUUCUUCUGCCUCACCUCGGGCGCGUUCGACUACCUGCACGCACCGCCCUCGACCCACUCGAGCGGUGAGUACGCCCCCGAGGGCUCGGAGCCGUCGGCCCUCGAGCACCCGUGUCAAGGGAUCCGCCGCAUCCUCGCCAGCUCCAGCUUCUACUAUUCGAGCGGGCCCGACGCGUUCGACCUGUCAACCCGGCUCCAAGCGCGCCUCGACAAGCUCUCGCGAGCGGCGACCACGACGGCCGGCGGCGGCGGCGGCGGCGGCGACGACGACGAUGACGGGCCGACUCGAGACGGCUAUGCCGCCGCGGCGCUCGACCACGACUCGCGGUUCCUGUGGAACACGUACCUCGUCGCGCCGCUCCUGUCGUUCCGUUCGUCGCUCCCGCCCGACAUGCGCGACGUGUUUGACGAGCAGGCCUUCAUGGUGCUCGCCAUCCAGGGCUACGUCGGCGUGUACGACAUCGCGCUCGGCGGCGAGCCCGCCGUGCUGAGCCUCGUGAGCCGGCUCGGGUGGAAGCGCAGCGGGACGAGGUUCAACGUGCGCGGCGUCGACGACGACGGCGGCGUCGCCAACUUUGUCGAGACCGAGACGAUCCUGAGGACCCGCGACAUGUGCUGGUCCUACGUUCAGACGCGUGGCUCGGUGCCCUUGUUCUGGGAGGAAGGCGGCGGCCAACCGUUCAACCCCAAGAUCACCAUCACGCGCCCGAUCGAGGCGUCGCUCCCGGCCUUCCUGCGCCACUUCGAGGACCUCCUCGAGCACUACGGCGCCCUGCACUGCAUCAACCUGCUCGGCUCGAAGGAGGGCGAGGCGGCCCUCACGCUCGCGUACGAGGCGCACCUGCGCGCGGCGGCCGACGCCGACGACAACAUUGCCGGCGAGGUCGACAUGACGGCGUUCGACUUUCACCAGCACGCCAAGGUCGGCGGGAUCGAGAGCGUCAAGCACCACCUCGCGAGGGCCGUCGGCGAGGUGAGCGAGGGGUUCGGCGCCGAGGCGUGUUCCGCACCAACUGCAAAGUGUCUCGACCGCACCAACGCCGUCGAGGACUCGCUCUCGCGCUUUGCGCUCGAGGACUUUCUGCGCAGCACGCAGCCGACGUGGCUCGGCUCGAGCGAGUCGACGUCCCUGUGGAGCAGCCACCGCGUCCUGUGGGCAGAUAACGGCGACGCGCUCAGCAAGAUCUACGUCGGGACGGGCGCCAUCAACACGUCGUUCACGCGCUCGGGCAAGAAGUCGCUCGCCGGCUUGCUGUCGGACGCCUCGAAGAGCGUCAACCGCGUCUUUCAGCAGCAGCUCUUCGACACGGGCAAGCAGCGAGCCAUUGACGCCCUCCUCGGCAACCUCGCGACGUCGCGCAAGGUGCGCAUCUUCAACCCGAUCGACGACGCGCUCCGGGCGCAGCUGCGCGCCCGCAGCGACGAGUUCACGUCGCACGAGCCCGCGACCAUCUGGGUCGGGACGUACAACCUCAACGGCAAGGCGCCGGGCGCCGAGUCGCUCCUGCCGUGGCUGUUCCCUGCCGAUGGUCCAGAUCCGGCGCUGCUCGUCAUCGGGUUCCAAGAGAUUGUGCCUCUGUCGCCGCAGCAGAUCAUGUCGACCGACCCGGCCAUGAAGCGUCGCUGGGAGGCGCGCAUCCUCAAGACGAUCGCCGACCGGCCCGACAAGAAGAGCGACUAUGUCCUGUUGCGCUCGGGUCAGCUCGUCGGCACGGCGCUCAUCGUCCUGUGCAAGAAGGAGGUGGCGGGCGAGGUGAGGAACGUCGAGGCGGCGACCAAGAAGACCGGCGUGCGAGGACUUGCGGGCAACAAGGGCGCCGUCGCCAUCCGCCUCGACUACCGCAACACGACCCUCUGCUUCCUUACGGCCCAUCUCGCUGCCGGACACAGCAACGUCGAGGAGCGCAACCAGGACUAUCGCACGAUCGUCGACGGGCUCCACUUUGCGCGCGGCAAGACCAUCUCGAGCCACGAGAACGUCGUCUGGGCCGCCGACACCAACUACCGCAUCUCGCUCCCGAACGAGCAGGUCCGCCCACUCGCCGAGUCGGACGACUACGACGCGCUGUACGACGCCGACCAGCUCAACAGCGCGAUGCGCACGAGGGGCGUCUUUGACGGGUACCAGGAGGCGCCGCUCGUCUUUCGGCCGACGUACAAGUACGACAACGGCACCGACACGUACGACACGUCCGAGAAGGCGCGCAUCCCGGCCUACACCGACCGCAUCCUGUACAAGGGCCACGACCUCGACUGCUAUCGGUAUCAGCGCGCCGAGCUCAGGACGUCCGACCAUCGUCCUGUCUACGCCCUGUUCCGCGCCCGCAUCCGCAGCGUCGACCACGACAAGCGCGCCACCCUGCGCAAGCAGCUCCUGCAGGAGCUCCUCUCGCACACGUCCGACGAGACGCUCGACGACAAGCUCGCCCGGUUCGCCAUCGGCUCGUCGACGGGCAAGAAGACGCUCCCGCCGCCGUCGGACGACGACCGGGCGUGGUGGAACGAGCCGGACGGCACGUUCAAGCCGCCGACUGUCCCUCCUCGAGCGCGCAACCCGGCCGUCGCCAACCCGUUCUCGCCCGACUACUACCUGACGGGCGAGUCGUCCGUCACGUUCCUCAACGGCAACGGCAAGGUCCCCGGUCCGCCGCAGCAGCGUCGCGCGCCGCCAGCCGUGCCGCAGAAGCCGCCCGCACGGCCGCCUGCGCCCUCGACGGUCAAGACGGGCGACCUCGUCGACCUGUCCGACUCUGCCUCACCCACUCUGCCCGCCAUCUCCACCUCGACUUCUUCGCCGACAUCGGCGGCGGGUCCGCCGUCGGCCUUUCACGCCGUGAGGCGCAAGCCUCCUCCGCCGACCCUGUCCGACACGUCCGGCUCGGCGUCGCCCGUCGCCGCCGCCGCCGCAAAGGCGCCGCCACCUGUACCGCAACGACCAGCUCAGUCGGCAGGAGGGAGGCCGGCGAGCCUCGCUGGGUCGCAGACGCUGUCGGUGCCGGGCGAGGUGGACGCGCAGGGGACGGGCGACAGCUGGCAGAUGAUUCCGUAGAUCCGGCGUCCGGCGAGCAUGCUAUUGAAGCUGUCUAGAGAUCGCUCGUG